This is a messenger RNA of Solanum dulcamara, 1554 nucleotides long. RefSeq lists its product as uncharacterized. Lineage: Eukaryota; Viridiplantae; Streptophyta; Magnoliopsida; Solanales; Solanaceae. The record is from RefSeq and is a predicted model, not a curated record. The transcript has a single exon. The coding region runs from base 1 to 1554 and encodes 517 amino acids. Gene Ontology annotation, molecular function: protein dimerization activity.
AUGACUUCUCUAAAGAUUCAAAAAGAAAUUGUGAGUGCAUGUAAAAUAGAGACCGUUAAAGUUAUUCUUGAUGAAUUAAAUGGUGAUUACUUUGCCUUGCUCAUUGAUGAAUCCUUUGAUGUGUCACGCAAGGAGCAAAUAGCUAUUAUAUUUCGAUAUAUUGAUAGAAAGGGAUUUGUGAUGGAGCGACUUAUUGACAUUGUUCAUGUUCAAGAUACUAGUGCUCCAUCUCUAAAGGAGGCAAUUGUUAAUUUACUUGCUCAACAUUCUUUGAGUCCAUCAAGUGUGCGUGGACAAUGUUAUGAUGGGGCAAGCAAUAUGCAAGGUGAGAUCAAUGGCCUUAAAAUGUUGAUUAGGCAAGAAAGUAGAUCGGCUCAUUCCAUCCAUUGUUUUGCUCAUCAACUUCAACUAACUCUUGUUGGGGUCUCUAAAAAGUGUGUUGAAGUGGGAAAACUUGUAGUAUUGGUCUCAAAUAUUUUAAAUGUAUUGGGAUCAUCUUUUAAAUGUAUGGAUGAAUUACGUGAUUCUCAACAACUUGGUCUUUCAAGAGCUUAUGACACUCGUUGGGGAUCUCAUUAUAAAUCCUUUAAUAAUUUUAUUAUUAUGUUUGGCUCUAUUCUUGAUGUUCUUGAAUCACUUGCUCUUGAUGCACGAAAUUUGGAUGAAAGAGCUAAGGCAAUGGAACAUCUCGAAGCUUGUCGAACAUAUGAGGUUGCUUUCAUGUUGCAUUUGAUGAGAGAUGUUUUAGGAAUUACAAAUGAGCUUAAUAAAUGCUUACAAAAAAAGGAGCAAGAUAUUGCAAGUGCCAUGCUACUUGUUGAAGUAGCAAAGAGAAGGUUGCAAGUUUUAAGGGAUGAUGAAUGGGACUCUCUUAUUGCUAAGGUAUCUACAUUUUGUAUCCAACAUGAUGUUUUGAUACCUAACUUUGAUGAGCCAUAUAUUAUCUCUUUAAGAUCACGACGAAAGCUUGCUAACUAUACAAUCUCACAUCAUUAUCGUGUUGAAGUGUUUUGCAAUAUUAUUGAUUGGCAACUUCAAGAACUUAAUAAUCGUUUUGAUGAGGUGAUUACCGAUUUGCUCCAUGGAAUUGCUUGCUUGAAUCCAAUUAACUCAUUUUCAAGUUUUGACAUCAAAAAAGUAAUGAGAAUGGCGGAAUUAUAUCCAGAUGACUUUGAUGAAUCUAAUAUGAAUGCUCUUAGGAAUCAACUUGCAAGUUAUAUUGUUGAUGUUCGUGAUGUUGAUGAAAGGUUCUCCGAUAUAAAUGGGCUUUGUGAUCUUUCCAAAAGAUUAGUUCAGACAAAGAAACAUUUUACUUAUCCUUUGGUAUUCCGUUUAGUGAAACUUGCUCUACUUCUACCAGUUGCCACUGCCUCCGUUGAAAGAGCUUUUUCGGCAAUGAAGUUUAUUAAGAAUGACUUGCGGAGCCAAAUGAGUGAUGAUUUUUUUAGUGGUUGUUUGGUGCCUUAUUUAGAAAAAGAUGUAUUUGAUAGUAUUUCUAAUGAUGCUAUUAUUAAGACAUUUCAAGAUAUGAAACCUCGUAGAAUACAAUUGUAA